CGCGAUAGAAUCGAUAUUUUUGCAAUUCUUCUGCAGCGCAUCAUGGCAAAAAUAUUCUAUUUUUAACGAUAUUCUCUGAUCAGUAUUAUUUCCUCGAUUUCGUUUGUAAACCAACGCCUGUUUGCUUUGGUGUGUAGUAUUUAGGUUAACGAUUUUUUCUCCAAUCAAUUAUUGAAAUGAUGGAAGAUACAGAAUGGACUGAGGCAUUGAAAAAAUAUGGUAUCAUCAAAGAUGAGCCAAAAAUUGAAGAACAAGAACCACCAGAAAUUGUUGAAACGAAAAAAUUUGAACCAUCCAAUAGUGAUGAUGAACUAGAAUGGCUUGAUGAACAUGAAGAUGAUGAUGAUUUUAUACGAAAUUAUCGUCAAAAACGUGUUAUGGAAAUGCAAUUAAAAGGAUCGAAAAAAUGUUUUGGUGAUGUAUUGGAAAUAAGCGCUGCUGAUUAUAUUCAAGAAGUGAAUAAAGCAGGCGAUGGUAUUUGGGUAGUACUAUUACUGUAUCGUCAAGGGCAUACAUUAUGUCGACAAUUACAAGAAUUUUUUAAAGAAUUAGCAUCCAAAUUUGUUGAGACGAAAUUUCUGAAAAGUAUUGCUACACAAUGUAUACCAAAUUUUCCAGAAGAUAACCUGCCAGCCGUUUUUGUCUAUCUGAAUGGUCAACUAGUCAAACAAUUGAUUGGACCGAUUGUAUUCGGUAUGGAAUCCAUCACCAAAGAAGAAGUUGAAUGGAUUAUAGCCAAAACUGGUGCCAUCAAAACAGAAUUGGAAGAAGAUCCUCGGAAAAAAAUGCAUGCAUCAAGAAAAUUUUAUCAAAAAUAUGAUUCCGAAGAUUCGGAUUGAAAAAUUGAAAUUUUUUUUUAAUUUUUUAUUUGUAAAAGAAUGAUAUAAAGAUGUUCUAAAGUUAUUAAUAUGAAAAAAAAUAAUCAUGUUUACGCCA
Dermatophagoides pteronyssinus (European house dust mite) is the source of this 936-nucleotide messenger RNA. It is a transcript of the gene viaf, whose product is annotated as viral IAP-associated factor. Gene Ontology annotation, biological process: protein folding. NCBI's taxonomy places the organism in Eukaryota, Metazoa, Arthropoda, Arachnida, Sarcoptiformes, Pyroglyphidae. Gene Ontology annotation, cellular component: cytoplasm. The record is from RefSeq and is a predicted model, not a curated record.